GUACAACCUAACUGUACUGUACGUCUGCGAGUGUAUGUGUGUGUGUGAGUGUGUGUAUGUGUGUGUGUGAAACCUUGUGUUCGACCGGCAUCUACACACGGUGGACCCCCACGCCGGCCCCUUCCCCCCUCCCCGUCCGAGGACCACAGCUGCAAUGAUGGCGCUCCACUCAGCUGUGCCUCACUCCCUCCAAGACGUGGUGUUGCAGCAGCUGAGUGGCCAGAGGGUGGAGUUCAUGCGACAGGUGCAGCUGGUCCAGUCUAGAGGACGCACAGAGGACCGCAUCUUGGUGAUAUCUCCAUGGAGGGCUUAUGUGUUUUACAGCAAGCAUCCAGUAAAGCUGGAGAGUUCCUUCAGUUAUCUGGAGAUCUACGCCAUCAGCAUCGAGAGCCUUCAACAGGUGGAGAUUGAGACGGACAGACAGACGUACGUCCUCUCUCUGCUGUGUGUGGAGGACCUGGAGGCCAUGGUUAGCCAUGUCACUGCCUCGCUCAAGAAGAUCUUUCCCGACUCCUCACCAGGGAAGCUGCUGAAGAAGGUUCCAGCGGAGCUGCAGGAGCGUCUGUGGAAGCUCACGUCCAGUGUAGAGGAACACCUCAGCGGAACACAGGGACCAUGCGGGGGCUUCUCUGUCACCUAUGAGGCCCUAUGUGACUUUAACGAGCUGCCGUGCAGAGAGGAAGUGCAGUGGGAUGUAGACAACAUAUAUCAUGUCCAGAGCUGCCGAGAGUUCAACUUGCUUGACUUUAGUCACCUGGAAAGCAGGGACUUGGCCUUGGCUGUGGCGGCCUUGUCAUUCAACGAAUGGUUCACCAAGAUUUCCAACAAGGACUACAAACUGCCUCUGGAUGUGCAGGAGCAGGUUCUAUAUAUGGUUAACCGCUCUCCCGCCCUGAAGGAGGUCUCACUGGAGAACAGCGGCCUGAAGCUGGAUUUUGCUGUGAAGAUGGCCAGUGCAAUUAAAGAUAGCAGCAACUCUGCACUACAAAUUAUCAACCUGUCGACCAAUCAGAUUGAAGACAAAGGUAUCUCUGCUCUAUGUCAGCAUCUGGAUAAGUUGCCUCAUGGUCUGACACAGCUACACCUGUCCAGAGUCUCCCUCUCCCCUAAAGGGCUGGGUAGCCUGGCGUCUGCGUUGCUCCAGAGUGCGCUGCUGUGUGACUGCCUGACACACCUCGACUUGUCAGGAAACCCUGGUUGCAUGGCAACAGAGGAAACAGCGACGCUGUGUAAGUUCCUGGCUAAGCCCACUGCCCUCUCCUUCCUGGACCUGAGCGGGACUGACUGCCCUCUGGACACGCUGUUUGUCUCUCUGUCUGCGGGACGCUGCUCAAACCUGCGCCACCUCAACCUCUCCAGAAACACUUUCACACACAGGAAGGUGCGUGAGGUGACACGUAGUGUGAGGGAUUUCUUCAGCAAGGCGUCUGAGCUGCACUACAUGGGGCUGGCCGCAACCAAACUCCCCCCUGAGGCUCUCAGGCUGCUACUGCAGGGUUUGGCCACCAACACACGCUUAAGUGGACUACAACUGGACAUCAGCGGCUGUGAGCUGAGGUCUGCUGGAGCCCAGGUGAUUCAGGAGCACAUAUUUGAAGCCAAGGCCAUCAGCAGUCUGGACCUGUCCAACAACGGGUUCGAGAGUGACAUGGUGACGCUGGUGCUGGCUCUGGGUCGCAGCCUCUCCAUCAGACACCUCUCAUUGGGCGGGAACUUCGCCAUGAAGUCCAAAGCUCUCACUGACGUCCUCCAUCGCAUAGUCCAGCUCAUCCAGGAGGAAGACUGUCCGCUGGAAUCCCUGUCUGUGUGCGACUCCAAGCUGAAGACGGGCACCACCAUCCUGAUUAACAGCCUGGCCAGCAACGCCACCCUGGCCAACGUGGACCUCAGCGGAAACCUCAUCGGGGACACGGGUGCCAAGAUGCUCGCCAAGGCCCUCAUUCUCAACACCAAGCUCAGGUCUCUUGCGUGGGACAGGAACAACGUGACAGCCAAGGGAUAUCUGGACGUGGCCAAUGCACUAGAGAAGAACACCACGCUGCAGCACAUGCCUCUGCCCGUCUCGGAUGUGUGCCAGUCCUACCGCAGCUGCCCCGAGAGGACAGAGGAGGCUCUACAGCGGAUCCACAGGUGUCUGCUGCAGAACAGCCGGCGCCACUCCGACUCCCCAGACCAUAUGCUGGACCUGCAACAGGGACUACGCACCACACAGUCAGAACAGGGUCUGUGUAUGAGGCUGAAGGAGAGUGUGGCUCCUCUGGCCUCCUGCUGUGUGAAGGAGGUGCAGGGAGACAUACUGGCAGCAGAGGAGGUGCUACACAACGCCAGGACAUCUGUUACGCUGCUGCCGUCUCUGUACGAGUUGGGAAGGACUCCCUCUAGUGGUGUGAUGAUGCAACAGGUUCUACACGACACUGCCAGAACACUCACCAAUGAAAUCACAGAAGAGAUACAGGAGUUGGCCCAGGUGCUGCUCCAGUGUGCAGUGGGUGUGUGUCCACGUGUGGUCCAGAGGAGCAGUGUGAGCGAGCGUCUAGCCGACAGCGUGGCCAAGAAGUCACGACAAGCCUCACACGCCAUCGAGAGCACACUACGCGAAGCAGAGACACACAUCAGGAACAAGCUCAGUGAAGUGAAACUGGCCGUUACAGCUUCUCUGGUGGAAAGUCUCAUCGAUGAGGUGCUGCAGGACCUAUCUGUUGCCCAGCAGAAACUGGAUCGUCACGUGGAGGACUACACCCAGCUGUCCUCCUCACAGAAGACCAACGUGCCACAGCUGCGGGUGGUGGAGCACGAGUUCCCCACCGAUGAGUAUGUUCCUGUCAUCUGGAGGAACAGCUUCCACACCAAGAGCAUCCGGCCAGCUCCAUCAGUCAAGAGUCUGUUGGAUGUGGACGGGGAGCAGCAGGCACGAGAGCGAGAGAGCAGCUCGCAUCAUCAGCAGGAAGGAGGCGGGGGAGGGGCAGCAGGAGGAGGGAGAGAGGGAGGAGGAGGGGUGAAAGAAGGAGGGCUGUUAGCAGUCAGAGGAGGAGGAGGAGGAGGAGAGAGAGGAGUGGGCUGUAGUCCGCUGCUGCUCUCCCCCUCUCCUCUCCCCGGCCCAUGGGAGGAGGGGGCGGCGCCGGCAGAGCAGAGGGGGCGGGCCUCCUCGUUGCCAUUGGCGACGGGGCCGUCUGUCAGGGCGCGUGGCGGUGCAGGCCCCGCCUCCCGGGCGGGCGGGGAGGCGCUGGUCGUCGCGGCGACUGCUGCUGCUGCUGCUGUAGCGGCCGCUGCUGUUAGCGACGGAGAGGCAGGGCGGCCCCAGCCAGCUCGCCCGCACGCCACCAGCCGCCCUAUGGACCUGCCCUGCCAGGGACACACACUCCGGCACUACACACGCUCGCGCCCGCGCCCCCACCGCCGACACACGCAGGCGCCCAGCAGACAACAGGAGCAGGCAGCGGAGGGCGAGAAUGAGGUCAACGAGGCGAUGGGUCGUGUGGACGAGGGAGUAGAGGAGUUCUUUACCAAGAAAAUCAUCCCCCAUGACCCCCUGAAGCACCAGAGGGAGGAGCCACUCCUCAAAGCACAACCCUCCACCGACUCCGCCCCUUCCUCCAACACCACCACCACUACUUCCUCUUCCUGUCCCCCCACUUCCUCUUCCUCUGAGUCGGCUCCUCCCACCUCUGCCCCCACCCCUGCCCUCACCACCAGCACCUCCUCCCCCAACACCGCUGCUCCCGGCCCCGCCCCCACGCCCGCCCCUGCCUCCAAAAACAUCAAGAAGAAGUUCGGAGACUUCUUCGCGUUCAAGAAGGUGCGCGCAGCGCGGGGCGGCACUAAGGGGGAGGCACCUCCGGAGGGCAAAGCUAAGAAGACGUCCAUCGCCGACCUCAUCCGUCCGCUCCGUGAGGCCGCCCGAGCCGAGAAGGAGCGAGAGAAAGAGAAGGAGAGAGAGAAGGAGCGAGAGAGGGAGAAGGAGAAGGAGAGGAAGGAUAAAGCACACGAUGUAGAGGAGGGAGGAGAGAAAGCCGUUGCUACGGCAACCACCACCACCACCAUUAGCCCUAGCAACAGCAUCACGAUCAGCCCUAGCAACAGCACAGACGCAGCCACAACACUCACAGACGCCGGCCCCGUCAACGCCCCCACCUCCCCCUCCGCCCCCCCUGCAUCCACCCCCAGUCCCGCACUCUCACCUACCCCGGCAGCCAAUGAGGUGCCAGUGGUCUCCCCAGUGUCGCCCCAGGCUGCAGCCAGCCCCACCCCUCCAGUGUCUGCCGCUACAUCACCGCCAGCACAGGAAGGCGAGGGGCCUAAUGCAGAGGAGAGGGCGCUGGGCGUGUCUAUCCGGCCUCUGGAGAAGAGCCGCACGCCGGACGGGGAGCGGAGACCCAAGCCCAGCAGGAGAGCCCUGAGGGACGGCAAGAGCCAGUCGCUCAUCCUGCUCACCGGCCUGGAGCCAGACGACACCCACGGCAAGAAGCAUGCAUCGGAGAGUUCGUCCAGUUUUGAGCAGCGACUUCACGUCAUGCUGCACCGCAUGGGAGUCACCAAGACUCCUCCCUCUGAGUCCCCCAAGACCAACCAGAACAAGGAUGAGGAGCUGAAGAAGGCUAACUCCGAAGGCGCAAUCCUGGACAGCAAACCUGAACCUCCACCCACCUUCAUGAAACCACGCACCAUGUCCACCUCCUCAGACACCAGGAGGCCAUUGCGACCAGGUGUGUCAGGUGAGAAGCCAGCCAUCCCUGAGCGCCCCAUCGGCCCUCUACCCCCUAAACCCGUCCUGAAGCCGGCUCUCCCCCCACCCUCGGAGGCGUCCAGGGUGCCCCCUGUGCCCCCCAAACAACCCAGCCCAUCUGUGGAGGCGGUGCCAGCCGAGCCCGGGCCAGAUCCGGUCCAGACGAGGGAAGGGGAACCCCAGAAGGAGCCGCCGCCCAUGUCACCCCGGAGAGAGCAACCAACCCCCCCGGCCCCCUCACCUCGCCGCGCCAUCAGCACAGAUGCACGGGAGCGCGCAGAGAGAGCACAAUCCGUCACCGAAGAGACCCUCCCGAAGCCUCGUCCCCGUAUGAAGCCCUCACCGCAGCGUCGCGCUGUCUCUGUUCACGAGGACACACUCCUCCUGCAGCACGCCGCCCUGCUGGACCCCGAGGAGCUGAAGGCGGCGUUGCCACGGCUACAGAGGUCACCGGUGCGUAAGCGUGCCACCGUGGGGGAGCUGCCACCGUGCUCAGAGGACCUCCCAGAGGGAGACGAGGGUAAGCGAGUCGAGGAGGAGAAGGAGGAAGAGAAGGACGAAGCAAAGAAGGAGGAAGCGAAGAAGGAGGAGAGACAGGAGGAAGAUGGCAGUGGCCAGACAGAGGGAACAGAUGACACAGCGCCCUCCGAUGGCAAAAAGGGGCACAGCAGCAGCAACAGCAGCAGCCCAGCAGGGACCAAGCAGGAGGAGCAGGAGCAAGAGGAGCAGGGAAAGAGCAUGGGAGGAGCAGGAGGAGGAGGA
Engraulis encrasicolus (European anchovy) is the source of this 5485-nucleotide messenger RNA. It is a transcript of the gene carmil2, whose product is annotated as capping protein regulator and myosin 1 linker 2. The transcript has 41 exons. The record is from RefSeq and is a predicted model, not a curated record. Gene Ontology annotation, biological process: regulation of Arp2/3 complex-mediated actin nucleation; cell migration. Gene Ontology annotation, cellular component: plasma membrane; lamellipodium. Gene Ontology annotation, molecular function: protein binding. The annotation marks the transcript as partial. Lineage: Eukaryota; Metazoa; Chordata; Actinopteri; Clupeiformes; Engraulidae.